ACUUUGCACUGCAUUGUUUUAUGCCGUUUGAGGGCAAAUGGACAGACUACUGCUUUACUUUGUAAAAAUAUAAGCAAAUAUCAAUAUUGUAAUCAAUUUUUUUCUGAUAAAACUACUUCAUACAAAUAUUUUGUAGUUAAAUUGUCAAAAUCACCUGCUGAUGAGGUGUUUAUCUUUUUUCUCUUACUGGUUAUUUUCAUUUCAGACUCUAGGGACCGCUGUUUGCCUUUGCAUCAAAUAUUAAGCUUUUAAAAUACAGCUACACCUCCAUCCCUCAUCACAUUGUACCAAGGAGGGCAGAACAGUUGCUGUGUACUCUCAGAUUUUUUUUAUUUCAACUGGUUGGAUUAUAAGCAGACAUCAGGCAAGAUUCUGGAUUCUUCAAUAUAUGCUUUUUAGAUCCACUUUUACGGUAAAUUGGACGGAUUAAAUCGGAAUAAUGGUUUGCAUCAUCACGGAGCGCACGGUUAAAUGGCAAGUACAGGCCCUCCUCCUUGUUUUUCUCAUGGAGGACACGGUUUCCCAGAUUCGCUACUCGGUCCCCGAGGAGAUGAGAAAAGGCUCUUUUGUGGGAAAUGUCGCUGAGGACUUGGGUGUCGACGCUAAAAGACUGAGAUCAGGUGGUGCUCGGAUCGUUAGUGGUGAUAGCAGCGAGUUUAUUAGGCUGGAUGUAGACAAAGGGAUUCUCGUCGUGGGAGAAAGAGUAGAUAGGGAGCAGCUCUGUGGACAGACGUCACCCUGCAGCUUGAAUUUUGAAAUGAUCAUGACCAACCCAAUGCAGCUGCACAGCGUUGUUGUGGAAAUAUUAGAUGUUAAUGACAAUGCGCCAGUUUUCCACGAGAAAGAAAUGCAUGUGGAGGUCCUAGAAUCUGCUCUUCCAGGAACAGAAAUAUUGCAAGUGAGCGCGUCAGACGCUGAUGUCGGCGUGAACGCUUUACACGGUUACACGUUACACCCUACAACGCAUUUUAACAUCAAAGUUCUCUCUAGUCCAAAUGGUCAUAAAUAUGCGCAGCUGUAUCUUUCCAGCGCUUUAGACCGAGAGAAAGAGGAAAAGAUGCUUCUCACGCUGACUGCUGUGGAUGGAGGUGAACCGCAGCGAUCUGGGGUUCUAAAAAUACACAUAACUGUCCGAGACACGAACGACAAUGCCCCAGUGUUUACACAGCCUAUUUUUAAAGCAUCGGUUAAAGAAAAUGUUCCAAAAGGGACUUUAGUGGUGAGCCUGAGCGCAACGGAUGCGGAUGAAGGGAUGAACGGACGUGUGACGUAUCAUUUUAACCGCAUGUCUAAUAAAAUAGCGGAGCUUUUCCACCUGGAUGGAAACAGCGGAGAUUUAACUGUAACCGGUGUGAUUGACUAUGAAGAUAAUAAAUUGUAUGAGAUAGGCGUGCAAGCCAAAGAUCAAGGUGGACAAAGCACGUCCACAAAUGUCAUAAUUGAGGUGAUAGAUGUAAAUGAUAACGCACCUAUGAUAACAUUAACCUCUUUCUCUAAUACUGUCGCUGAGGAUUCUCCUACAGGAACCACAAUAGCUAUCAUUAAUGUAAAGGACGUAGAUUCGGGUAAAAACGGAAAAGUUGAUUGUUCUGUUAAUCCUAAUAUCCCAUUCGCUAUCCAGUCGUCUCUAAAGAAUUAUUACACAUUAGUCACAAAUGGAGUUUUGGAUAGGGAACAACACCCUGUAUAUAACAUCACCUUCACUGCUGUGGAUGAGGGCAAUCCACCCCUCUCCGAGAACAAGACAAUAACUCUGAGGAUAUCUGACGUAAAUGAUAAUGCUCCGAUGUUUGAACAGAUGAUUUAUGAAGCUAAUAUAUUGGAAAAUAACCCACCUGGUCUACACGUGUUUUCUGUGAAAGCUCACGAUUCUGAUUCAGGACAAAAUGCGCGGAUCUCAUACCUGCUUAUAGAUACUGAGUUGAACGGUAGCCCCAUUUCCACAUACAUUUCUGUGAAUGCAGAAAGUGGUGCUAUACAGGCAGUGCGCUCUUUUGACUACGAGCAGAUCAAAGACUUCCAGUUUCACGUUAAAGCGCAGGAUGGAGGCUCUCCUCCUCUCAGCAGCAACGUGACUGUGAAAAUACUGAUCCAGGACCAGAACGAUAACCCCCCUCAGGUCCUGUACCCGGUCCAGACUGGAGGCUCCGUGGUGGCUGAGAUGGUGCCUCGUUCAGCAGAAGUGGGCUAUCUGGUGACUAAAGUGGUGGCUGUUGAUGUGGACUCUGGACAGAACGCCUGGCUCUCCUAUAAACUGCAGAAAGCCACAGACAGGGCGCUGUUUGAAGUGGGCUUACAGAAUGGAGAAAUCAGAACUAUCCAUCAAGUGACUGAUAAAGAUGCUGUGAAACAAAGACUGACUGUUAUAGUGGAGGACAACGGCCAGCCCUCUCGUUCAGCUACAGUCAUUGUUAACGUGGCGGUGGCGGACAGCUUCCCUGAAGUGCUGUCGGAGUUCACUGACUCUACACACGACAAGGAGUACAACGACAACCUGACUUUUUACUUAGUCUUGGCUCUGGCUGUAGUUUCCUUCCUCUUCAUCACCUGUUUGGUGGUUAUCAUCUCAGUGAAAAUCUACAGAUGGAGACAGUCUCGCAUCCUGUAUCACUCCAGCCUCCCUGUCAUUCCAUAUUAUCCACCACGUUACUCAGACACGCUGGGGACAGGAACUCUCCAACAUGUGUACAACUACGAGGUGUGCAGGACCACUGACUCCAGAAAGAGUGACUGUAAGUUCGGCAGAGCUGCUAGUCAGAACGUGUUGGUAAUGGACCCCAGUUCUACAGGAACCAUGCAGACGAUGCAGGGUGAGAAGAGCAUCCUGGAUGAGCCUGACUCUCCUUUAGAGGUUAGUUGAAAUGUUUUCCUUAAAGCUCUUGCUGCUUUUUUGAUUCAUUUAUUUUUUAUCAAUUUGUUCGGGCGUAGUUGCUUGGGGGUAAAUGGGUGCUCAGAACCACGGACAGCUUCCCAUUAUACUUGGUA
Nothobranchius furzeri (turquoise killifish) is the source of this 2985-nucleotide messenger RNA. RefSeq names its product protocadherin gamma-A5. The record is from RefSeq and is a predicted model, not a curated record. Gene Ontology annotation, cellular component: plasma membrane. Lineage: Eukaryota; Metazoa; Chordata; Actinopteri; Cyprinodontiformes; Nothobranchiidae. Gene Ontology annotation, biological process: homophilic cell-cell adhesion. Gene Ontology annotation, molecular function: calcium ion binding.